Funneliformis mosseae is the source of this 201-nucleotide messenger RNA. NCBI's taxonomy places the organism in Eukaryota, Fungi, Glomeromycota, Glomeromycetes, Glomerales, Glomeraceae. The record is from the annotation of a GenBank genome assembly.
AUGGUUGAUUUCUUGGAUAAGGAUGUGACUAAAAUUUCUGAGGUUACAGAUAUAUUAAUUUUAGAGCAAGAUGAUGUAUUCAAAUUAGAAUAUAAUCUUGAAAACUGUGAAGAUUCUUUACAAUUGGAGUCAUAUGACAUUAAAGAAUCUCAGUAUAAUGAAGUUAUUGUCAAGUUGGAUAAAAAUAUAAUUGUGAAAUAG